AUGAAACGGUUAGACGAAAUGUAUUCUGGAAAGCCUGUGCCGAAAACGACUGGGAAAGAAACACCUACAACGUCAACAUCAGGACGAGUUAUUGCUAAGGCAAAGCGUCGAAUCGAAGGAAGCGCGAACCGUGAUGAAUUGAAUAAUUCGGUAAAGGUUUCCACGCCGUCUGGUGCUCCUCCACGUUUUAGUCUCGGGGAUGUUUCUGUCAUAAAGCCGAAUUUGGACGUUACCCUUACUGUUCCAACACCAAAGGCAACAGAGCAGUCAGCAGCAAGUGAAGGUACCGGUAGUGGCGGCGGUGGCGGCCGUAAGCGAGCUAUUCGUGGAGGAGGUCCAGCUGGAGGAGCAGAGACGGUCGUAUUCCGCGGGAGUGAUGCACCU
Messenger RNA from Ostertagia ostertagi, 384 nucleotides. The record is from the annotation of a GenBank genome assembly. Lineage: Eukaryota; Metazoa; Nematoda; Chromadorea; Rhabditida; Trichostrongylidae.